AUGGAUCCCGCACCGGCUAAGGCGAAGCCGCAGGGCCGGCUGCUGGUGUCCACGCAGCUGGACGCCAAAGACGAGCUGGAGGAGAUCAUCCCUCACUUCUUUCCUCCAUUGGAGUCUCAGGUCCGUCAGGGCGUCUUUAACUCGCUCACCUUCAUCAUGGAGAAGAGAGUGCUGGCUCACCUCGCUCCGCUGUUUGAUAAUCCUAAAUUGGACCGAGAGCUUCGAUCGAUGCUCAGAGAGAGAUUCCCCGAGUUCUGCAGCUCGCCGUCCCCCCCCACUGAAGUUAAAAUGGAGGAGGCCGUUUCCAUGGACAUGGACAACCACAUGUUGGACAAGGAGGAGGGUUGCUAUGACCACACAGAGGCUGCCUUCAGUGACGAUGAGGAGGAGGUCAGCAACAAAGGUGAUUACGUCACACUGCUGUCUGACGAUCUGUCGACCAAUCACUGUGCAGGAAAGAAGAGGGAGUUCAGGUUCCAUCCAAUCAAAGAGGCUGUGAUUGAGGAGCCCGCUGACAUCACUCCCUGGCUCGACCAAUUAGACGAUACUAUGAAAGAGAAAGUUCAACAGCUGCAGAAGACCAGUGACACAGAGACUCAGUGUGAGGUGAUGCAGGAAAUCGUGGAUCUGAUCCUGGAGGAGGACUUUGACUCGGAGCAGAUGUCUGCUCUGGCUUCCUGUCUGGCUGAACUGUUUAAAGAUCAUUUCAGAGGAGACGUCCUUCCUGAGGAGAUCACUGAGGAGUCCCUGGAGGAGUCUGUGUCUAAGCCGGUCUGUCUGGUGUUCAGGAACCUGGUCACCAUGCAGGAGGAUAACAGCGGGUUCUCUGUGCUGCUUGACAUGUUGGCUGAAUUUUACCAGAAACAGCCCAAGAUCGGAUACCACCUGCUGUACUACCUCAAAGCCAGUAAAGCGGCCAACGGUAAGAUGAUGCUGUACGAGUCUUUUGCUCAGGCGACAGCUCUCGGUGAUCUACAUACCUGUCUGAUGAUGGACAUGAAGGCGUGUCAGGAGGAUGACGUCCGGCUGCUCUGCUACCUCACCCCCUCCAUAUACACUGAGGUACACUCACUCACUCACUGA
This is a messenger RNA of Morone saxatilis (striped sea-bass), 1083 nucleotides long. It is a transcript of the gene ints3, whose product is annotated as integrator complex subunit 3. The transcript is spliced from 9 exons. Bases 1 to 1083 code for a protein of 360 amino acids. Gene Ontology annotation, cellular component: cytoplasm. NCBI's taxonomy places the organism in Eukaryota, Metazoa, Chordata, Actinopteri, Moronidae. The record is from RefSeq and is a predicted model, not a curated record.